Messenger RNA from Exophiala viscosa, 1149 nucleotides. Its product is annotated as alpha-methylacyl-CoA racemase. Gene Ontology annotation, molecular function: catalytic activity. NCBI's taxonomy places the organism in Eukaryota, Fungi, Ascomycota, Eurotiomycetes, Chaetothyriales, Herpotrichiellaceae. The coding region runs from base 1 to 1149 and encodes 382 amino acids. The record is from RefSeq and is a predicted model, not a curated record. The transcript has 2 exons.
AUGUCCUCCAAAAAGUACCCUCUGUCAGGACUUCGCGUGCUUGAGCUCGCUGGCCUUGCCCCUGGUCCUUUUUGCGGCCUCCUCCUGGCGGACUGGGGCGCCACAGUGUUGCGCAUCGACCGACCUGGAUUUGUCCCAACAGGCGAUCUCUUGACGUCCCACAAAUCUUCGAUUGCCCUGGAUCUGAAGGAUGCUCAUUCACAAGAGAUCCUCCUCUCUCUGAUUCCGAACACCGACGUCCUGAUCGAUCCAUUCCGACCGGGUGUCCUUGAGAAGCUCGGCCUCGACCCGGAGAAGGUUCUUCUCAAAACCAACCCCCGGUUGAUAGUGGGGAGAUUGACUGGCUUUCGCCGCGAUGGAAAAUAUUCAGCCAUGGCCGGGCACGAUAUAAACUACCUGGCGGUUUCGGGUGUUUUAUCUUUAUUUGGUCCAAGAAACCUGCCACCUUCGCCGCCGCAAAAUAUCCUCGGUGACUUCGCGGGCGGUGGGCACGCCGCGUUCACAGGUAUCCUCUUAGCCCUCAUCAAUCGACAAGUCGAAGGUCGAGGGCAAGUCAUCGAAUCGAAUAUGGUCGACGGCGCCAGCUAUCUUGCUACGUUUCCGCGUCUUUUGACCCAACAUCCUUUAGGCAACGACGAGCGCGGCAAUAAUACCUUUGAUGGAGGCUGUCCAUAUUACAGCUGUUACGAGUGCGCAGAUCAAGGAAAAUAUAUGUCUGUCGGAUGCAUGGAGCCACAGUUCUACCAGCAAUUCCUGAAAGGUCUAGGCCUUGAACCGGGCGAGGCUGUCCCUGGUGAUUUGGACAGGGAGGACAAACGUGCGUGGCCAUUCAUGAGGGAGCUGUUCGCUCGACGAUUCCGAACCAAAACACGAAAAGAAUGGGAAGCUAUAUUUGACGGUACAGACGCUUGUUGCACGCCCGUGUUCGAGUUGAGCGAACUGAAGGCGGCAGGAUACGACCAGAGACCCAUAUCCGGCCUUAGCAAGACACCAGCCAAAGAAAUAGAGUCGCCUUACGAAGGCAAGGCUCUGCGUCCCGGCGAGCGAGGCGAAGAGGCAUUGAAAGAAUGGAUAGGCUGGAGAAAUGGGCGUGAAUAUGCCGUCAACGCCCAAGGCGCCUUUGUGAAGAGAGUCCGGAGUCAAUUGUAG